CCGAUUCUUCAAAAGCACCUUGGUUCAAAUUGCGGCAAGGCGGGUGAAAGGACCGCGGGCAGUAAAUGGGAAACCGCUGUUCACGGAUAGCACACGGUCGAAAGAUUUCAUCGGUGCACUGCUGCAAAGCCUGGACAUCUUACCGUGCCAUGUGGUGGACUUCGAGCCAAGUGGGAAAGAACUAAUGGAAAUAGUGGCGGAGAGCAAGAGCAGUGUCUACCAUGCACUGUUGCUGCGCCAUUCGGCGCCGAAGCUGGCCUGGCUCAAAGAGCAAACUUUGGAGCUAGCAAAAUGCCAUGCUGAGACAGAGGUUGCUCAGCCACAAGAGCCAUCAGGUGACGAUGGACGCGACCAAGUGCAAGAACUCGCAAGCACCCCAAGAUCAAGCGUCUACUCCACCCCUCUUCUUUCGAAGAGGAUGUGCACGAUGCCACUUGACUUAGACCCACGCACGGCUGUGUCUAGCUGGAAGGACGAAGUGGAAGCAUGGAAGGCCAGCACUACCGUCUUCAAUGGCGAGGUGCCUGAAGGUGGCUUGUUGGAGAUUCUAUCCCCUUCGGACCCCUUCUUACUGACGCAUUCGGUGUUCAGCGGAAAGCAUCGCCGAAAGGCUAUUGACGACUCUGACGAUCUCAUGCCCGAGGACUUGCGCUUGGCAGAAGCCUUGGUCGACCAGAAGGCAUAUGGACAGCGGCAGAUUUUUGGGGCCGCCCCGAUUUCCGCAUGUUUGCGUUAA
Messenger RNA from Cladocopium goreaui, 736 nucleotides. The record is from the annotation of a GenBank genome assembly. NCBI's taxonomy places the organism in Eukaryota, Dinophyceae, Suessiales, Symbiodiniaceae.